Nomia melanderi (Alkali bee) is the source of this 3949-nucleotide messenger RNA. RefSeq names its product ankyrin repeat domain containing protein 6 diego (gene dgo). Gene Ontology annotation, molecular function: protein binding. Gene Ontology annotation, cellular component: nucleus. Lineage: Eukaryota; Metazoa; Arthropoda; Insecta; Hymenoptera; Halictidae. The record is from RefSeq and is a predicted model, not a curated record.
UCAUGUAACGAUCCGUCGAGAGUGUUAUUCUUGCUAUACACGUGACGACAUUUCGCUGGAUUAUUUUGUUCAGUAUCCGAUCGAGGGGAACGAGCCUUCCUCGAGUGGGGACGUGACUUUGAACGUCAAACGACAAAAAGAUGCGUGGCUGGAAUGGCAGAAAAGUUGUGCGAGGCUGCCGCACGUGGCGACGUCGCGCGAGUCGCGCGUCUCCUUGACGAAGAUAUUAAACCGUUGCCGGAUGAGAAUGGCCGUACUCCUCUUCUGCUGGCAGCAGCAGGCGGUCAUGUGAACGUCUGCGAGGCGUUGCUUCAGCGAGAGAUCGAUGUGAAUGCUGCCGACAAUACUGGUGUCACACCGGUGCAAAAAGCUGCUUCGGAAGGUCACUUGGAAGUAGUUGAACUGUUAUUGAAGCACAAUGCAAACGUCGCACGCCAGGACACAGUGCAUGGAAAUUCAGCACUCCACGAAGCAUCCUGGCGCGGAUACAGCCGGACCGUGGCCGCCCUGGCGAAGGCCCUCGGGACACAGCGUGCCCCUCUGCACGCGAGGAAUCUCGCCGGAUUCGCGCCGCUUCACCUCGCCUGCCAAAACGGGCACAACCAAAGCUGCCGCGAACUCCUCCUGGCGGGGUGCAAUCCUGACCUUCAAAACAACUAUGGAGACACACCCCUUCACACGUCCGCGCGAUACGGCCACGCCGGUGUCACGCGUAUUCUAAUCUCCGCGCUCUGCCGAGUCUCGGAUCAAAAUAAAAACGGCGACACAGCAUUGCAUAUCGCGGCGGCGAUGGGCCGUCGAAAGCUGACGAGGAUCCUGCUGGAGGCCGGCUGCGAUCGUACCUUACGGAACAAGCAAGGGGAAACGGCGAAGGACAUAGCCCGGCGCAAGAACCUGACAGAGAUACUGGAGAUAAUUGGUAAAGCGCGAAGCAAGAGCAGAACGCGCAGCAAAAGCCGAGAGGAGGAGACCGUGGCGGCGUCGGUGGCAGCGGACAAGGUCGACGGGAAGAGCAACAAGAGCGAGAAGAAGCGGGAGAAGACUGGUAGUGGUACCAGCGGUAGCAGAGACAGUUGCACGAAGAAGGAGAAAAAGAAGCACAAAUCGUCCGGCAAACAGAACAAGGUCCAUUUCGAGAAGGCCGUGAUGGGUAGGCAGUGGUCGCCGUACGGCUGCCACUACUACCCCGAUCCGGAAGCGUUUCCCCAACCGCGUUUGGACUCCCUACCACCGGAUCCGUUGGGACGCGGCGAACAGUACUACCUGGACCUCGCUGGCAAUAUCAGGAAGGGCCCAGUGGGAGUGGGCUACACCUGCUACUGCGCGCCAUUCUUCAGACACAUGGAGGCCAAGCUGGAACGGGACAAAGCGGAAUUGAAGGCGCACAUCGAUCAGGCGCACGAGAGACUCGACCUGAAGGUGGCCAAUCUGGAGAGGAGGACCAGGGGGCAGAUCUCGGAGUUGACCAGAUGCGUGGCGGCGGAAAGGUCCAGGUGCGACGAGAGACACACGCAUCUCCAGCAGCGUUUAUCUCGCGGUGGAAGAGGCAGGCACAGCGAGAGGCCGGCGAAAGCGUCGUUCCCCAACGAUCAGUCCCUUCCACCGGCUCGGGCCAGGUCACUGGAGGAUUUGUUGGACGACAGACCCCACGAUAGAAGUUUCGAGAUUCCAGGAGAGACACCGAUACAUCGCGGUAGCUUGGACGAUCUUGAUAUACCGGCCAUACCUAGGCUUAGCAAAUCCAUGAGAGAUCUGCCGACGGGUUCCGGUAUCUCGAGGUCAACAUUGAGGGUGCUCGAUGCACCGGCCAGGCUGAACGAGACGUUCGACGGGGUGAUCAAGCAGGAUCGCAGCUCGCCGCUUGGGGCCGCCUCCUCGCCGUCGAUCGGAUCCAGGCAACAGGUCCAUCAGCAGCGCGAUCUAUCGAGCCGAGAUCACGGAAUUAACUCCUGUCAAGAGGAAAGCAGUGCAACGCGGAAGAGCGACGACAACUUGAACGAAUGGAGGUCUUCCGGGCGACGUAGCGUUCAUGAGAUGAUCAAGCGAUUUCAACAAGUACCUGGCAUGCAUAAUGGCUGGCGAGGUGCUCGUUCUGGAAGCAGCGAGCCGACGAGUCCCGAGCACAGCCAGUGCUCUCAAAAUCAAAGGGUUCAACCCCAGGGUGGCGUAGGAAACGGUUGGCACGGUGAAGGUAAUGAUAGUGAGAGCAGCGAGGGAGACGAGGACGAGCAACCGGAAGCACUUAGCGGGGGAAUAACUGGAAAAGGAGUGAUAUCGGAGCACGUGCAUUACGACAGCAUAGCCAGAAUGCCAUAUAGGUCCCGUAAUGCGGUUUAUAGCCCUACACCGCCUUUGCAUGAUGCUCACAAUGAUUCAGGGUACAGCACCCGCAUGUACGGUUCCAGCAAAGGUGCUUCACCUUCCUUAUCAGGGCAAUUAGAAUGUGACGUCAUCCUUCCGACCGCAACGAACAAAUUUCCUAGCGGAGAACAACUUGCAGCAUUACUGGAACAACCCAGGAACCACGAUCUCACGGUCUAUGAACGCAGUGCCGACAAUGUUGUUAUUAACAUUGGAACCGCGAGCCUCGUUUAAUACGUUCAAAAGUUUAUUCGAAUAUCAUUAUUUUCAUAUUUCCAAAGACGUAUUGACUUUACAUAAUUUUAUUAUACCUACUCAGGUGUUCAUGUAAUGACAAAAAUAUUGUGUAUAAAUGAUCUUCUUUAUUCCGUUAGGCCAUGAUGUACAAAAUGAUUUUUAAUUGAAUGAUUACUGCGUUAUUAUGAUGUAAAUAAUAUAUAGUCGAUCUUUAAGCUAUAAGAAACUAUAACAAAUUAAAUGUCAAUAUUAAAAUUUUCUCCAAUUUUGUAUUGAUUAUGUAUUUAUUCGAAAGAAAAAUGUUCUUGAUAAUUCUAAGGGUCCAAAAUGAAUUCUAUAAGUAUGACGAAAAUAUCAAAAUACCUUUUGUAGAACUUGACUAGAUAAAAAUGAGAACUUAGUUAGAUCAUUCUCUUUUUUGUUAUUAUAAUGUAUAUUUUCUUUUUUUCGAAUAUUAUUAGUGUAGCUUUCACAAUAAAGAGAGUGUUAUAUAUCUACAUAUAGGUUGCCAUGUAUCACGAAAUUAGAUUAAGUUACAUCUAUUUAUUGUAUACAUGUGUAAUACUAUGUACAUGCUUGUUUUAUUUACAAUAUUAUCACGUUAGUAGGAAAUAUGAUAAUUUAGUUUCGCGCGAUUAAGUAGAUAUUUGUUUCUUCUAUUUGAAAACUGAAUGUAUUCUGCAGUGAUAAAUACGAUUAAAUAAUUGGAAAGUUUGGAAGCUACUGUUACAUUUUGUUUAUAAUACAUCAGACGAUGAAUAUUCCGUUAUUGAGGAGUGAUAUACAGGUGUUCCUGUUAAAGUAUGCGAAUUAGCUUUUUGAAUUUGUACAACAACAUAAUCACCACUCUUUAUAGGCCUUUUAAUAUUAGAGUAUUUUUCAGUAGGUAUGUUUAUACACGGAAUCAGUACUCGUACAUUGCCGUCAUUUCUACCUUGGAAAUACUCAUCUGAUUUCUUGCUAACCUAAAACAAAAUUUAACAUUAUUUUCGAAUUUUAUUUAAUACUGUCUUCAUUAUUACCCCUUCUACAAGUACAAGUUGCAAUUGACCAAUCUGAGACUUAUUUAAUUCCUCUGUUAUAGAUUUAUAAAUUGAAUUCAUUCUUUGAAGACGUUCAUUUUUAACAGUUGUUUCGACAUCAUCUUUAUAGCGUCGGUGAGCUGUAGUUUUCUAAAAGUAUUAAGAUCUUUUGUAAUAAUAAAUAUUAAUAUCAUACAAUGAUUAACAGUAUCCUUAUAACUAUGAAUUACCUCUCGCAUGCUGUAUGCAAAUAAGAAUGCUCUGUUAUAUCUGACUAAUUGUAUCAAUGACAAUGUAUCUUGAAACUGUUCCUCAGUUUCACCACAAAA